Eupeodes corollae is the source of this 4440-nucleotide messenger RNA. It is a transcript of the gene lap, whose product is annotated as phosphatidylinositol-binding clathrin assembly protein LAP. The coding region runs from base 955 to 3315 and encodes 786 amino acids. Gene Ontology annotation, molecular function: 1-phosphatidylinositol binding; SNARE binding; clathrin heavy chain binding. The record is from RefSeq and is a predicted model, not a curated record. Gene Ontology annotation, biological process: clathrin-dependent endocytosis; clathrin coat assembly; synaptic vesicle budding from presynaptic endocytic zone membrane. The transcript is spliced from 16 exons. NCBI's taxonomy places the organism in Eukaryota, Metazoa, Arthropoda, Insecta, Diptera, Syrphidae. Gene Ontology annotation, cellular component: synaptic vesicle; clathrin-coated vesicle; extrinsic component of presynaptic endocytic zone membrane.
UCGACUUCAUUUCCAUUCUGCGAUUUUUGUGUGGUUUUAUUUGGGACAAGUUGGCAUUUGUGAUUCUCCCUGCCAGGCCAGGCGCAAACGUAGUGAAAAAAAAGUUAAAGAAGAAGAAGUAACAGAACAUACUCUACACAUCAUAUAAAAAAUACUUACUGUGCAAAAAUUAAUUACAAUAAAACAAAAAGAAACUCGAAAAAACUUCAUCAACUCGUAAAAAUAGUUACAACUUUGAAGUCUCAAAUAAAAAGAAACUCAGCAAAGAGUUCCAACCAAGAUUCACAAGAAUCGAACAAGAAAAUUCAGAAGAGUCACAUAAAAGUAGAUGGUGGAGCACCAUCAUAGUCAUCGAUUGAGAAAAAAGGGGGCGGCGGUACGUAAAAUAUCACGCACUACAAUUUUACAAAGUAAAAGACAAUUUCCUCGACCGCAAUGAACAUCUAAAAAAUUAUAGUGUGAUAAAAAAGUGAAGAAAUUCUUUAAAGAAAGAAAAAACAAUAAAGAAAACCUACAACACGCCCUUUUUGUCGCAAAUAAAAUAUCUCUGGUUUAUCAGAAUUAAUAUUCUAGUGAUCCAAUAAGACUUUUAAACUACACACUCACCAUCCACAUCCAAAACCAUCCCUUCCUUUCCUCAUCGACUACCUACUUGGCUUGAACGGCAACAGCAAACGACUCGAGAUCUCCUAGUUACAUAUAUCGAAAACUUGGAAAGAGUGUAAACUUGAUUUAAAGAAGAAAAAAAAAAAAAAUUAUCGGCAACAAGGCCGAAAGAAUCUGAAAGUGCGAGUUCAUUGAUAGAUUUUGAUUGAUUUCCAAUUGAAGAACAACAAGAAUCUUUUUUAUUAAAGGAGCACUGCGUGGAGCAGAAGAGGAAGAAAGAGAGAGAGAAAGGGGAAGAGUUUAUUAGUUCAAGACAACAGCAGGAACCUAAACAGCCUAAUCAUUGCGAUGGCAGGGCAAACCAUGCAAGACAGAUUCUUGGCCGCUAGACAUAGUUUAGCUGGUCAAGGUCUGGCAAAGUCAGUGUGUAAGGCGACGACAGAGGAAUUGAUUGGCCCGAAGAAGAAGCAUUUGGACUACUUGGUUCAUUGUACCAACGAACCAAAUGUAUCAAUUCCACAUUUGGCAAAUUUACUUAUUGAGAGAUCACAAAAUGCCAGCUGGGUUGUGGUAUAUAAAGCUUUGAUAACGGCCCAUCAUCUCUUGGCAUAUGGAAAUGAGAGAUUUAUGCAGUAUUUGGCUUCGAGCAAUUCAACUUUUAACUUGAAUAGUUUUACGGAUAAAGGUGGUGUGCAAGAGGGCAUGGGAGCAGUUGGGGCAAGAAUGGGCUACGACAUGUCACCAUUUAUUCGUAGAUACGCUAAAUAUCUUAACGAAAAAGCCCUUUCAUACCGAACUGUUGCAUUUGAUUUUUGCAAAGUCAAAAGAGGUAAGGAGGAAGGAUCUUUGAGGACAAUGAAUGCUGAUAAGCUGCUUAAAACUCUACCAGUAUUGCAAGCUCAAUUAGAUGGACUCCUUGAGUUCGAUUGCCAAGCAAACGAUCUAACAAAUGGUGUCAUCAAUAUGAGCUUUAUGUUAUUGUUUCGUGAUCUCAUACGCUUGUUUGCGUGCUACAAUGAUGGUAUUAUCAAUUUACUUGAAAAAUAUUUUGAUAUGAACAAAAAACAAGCUCGUGAUGCUUUAGACUUGUAUAAAAAGUUCUUAGUUCGGAUGGAUCGCGUUGGGGAGUUUUUGAAAGUUGCAGAGAAUGUUGGCAUUGAUAAAGGUGAUAUACCAGAUUUGACAAAAGCACCUAGUUCUUUGCUAGAUGCCUUGGAACAACAUCUAGCAACUUUGGAAGGCAGAAAGGGUUCUGCUGCAAAUACUCCAACUCAGUCGGCAAGUAGCAACCAAAAGAACGUAAAGAGUGCUGUGUCUGCCCUAUCUUCUACUAGCUCUUCAUUUGGCACUGCAGCUGCAUCGAGUAAAUUUGACAACACCAAUGGCAUCGAUGACAAUAUAAAAGCUCAGGCUUUGGCUGAAGAAGAAGCUGCCAUGAAUCAGUACAAAUCGAAAGUUUCAUCACCAAGUGGGAGUGGAGGUGCUGCGGCUAGUGCUCUUACAAAUCCAUUUUUAUCAUCCCCUCCAGCUUCACAGGGCAACGCUCCGAUUGUUGAUCUAUUUGGUGUAUCAGCUGCACCUGCUGCAAGCACUACAAAAGCUUCUGAUGACCUUUUGCAGUUGGGUAAUCCAUUCGCUGAUAUGUUUGAUUCAUCAGCAGCUCCAGCUCCGGUUGGAGGUCCAGGUGCUAAUAAUAUUUGGCUGAAUAAUGGUUACUCAACGUCAUCUCUCUUUGCGACUCAAUCAGGUUUCAACGGAUCAGCAACAGGCCAAGGCUCGGCAGCAAAUGCCUUUGUUUCAGAUAGUAACUUCUCGUCGGUUUUCGGAAACACAGAACCAACAGCUGCUCCUGCCGCCUGCAAUGCCGAUGCCGCCGCCUCCGCCGUCGCCAUUAUGGACCUCUCUGCCAAUCAAACAUUACCAAAUCCAUUCUUCGAUGCAGCGGAUAAUAUUGGUUCAGAAUUUACAAGUUUUCAGCCUCAAGUCCCGCAACAGCAACUGCAGCAGCAGCAGCAACAACAAUAUCAGCAGCAGCAGCAACAACAGCCAAAUUAUUUUGCUACACCACCAGGCUUCGAUGCAUUGGGUGAUGUAUUGAAGCCCGGCAAUACUGCGGGCAGUAGCACACUAGCCAUGUCAGGUGUUCCAAAUCCAACUGAUGUUGUUGCUUCAGGUGCAGGUGGUUUCCAACAACAACAACAGCAACAACAACAGCCUGGACAAGGCGCAUCCCAGCCAGCAGGCACUGGAAAAAUUCUCACUGGUGAUCUGGACAGUUCGCUAAUGUCGUUGGUAGAUAAUUUAAAUAUAAAUAAAUCGGGAAGCACAAAACCCGUGCAGUGGAAUUCGCCUAAAAACACAGCUAAGCCAGGUGCUAACUGGACACCACAACCAAUGGCGGCAACAACUGGUGCAGGUUAUCGCCCAAUGGCUCAUGGCAUGACAGUUAGUCCUGCGCCAGUCACAAUUAAUCAUCCGUUUAUUCACCCUACUUAUCCUGUGUUACCUAACUACAUGCAGCAGGGGAUGCCAGUCAUGGGAGCGCCAAUGAUGGCAACGAACAACAUGCAACCUAUGACUGGGGCACAACCAGUGAUGCCGUCAAUGAUGGCAAUUCAGCCAACGGUGGCAGCGCAACCACAACACAGCAGUCCGGCCCAACAGAAUGGCAGUAAGAACAUUCAACUCGAUCCAUUUGGAGCGUUAUAAGUGAUAGAAUAAAAAAAAAUAAAAUAUUAAACAAAAUUUCUUCAAUCCGCGCAUCCACUAAAAAAAAUACUAUUAAACGUUAAAAAAUUUAAUAAUAUAGUUGUGUACUAUCUCUUAUUAUUACAAAAAUUGCUAUACCUAUAUUGAAAACUGCAACUACUGAUUGUGCUAAAAAUAAUUUACCUUAAACAAAAAUAAGGAAUACAAAAUCUCAAAUGCCCCUUCUGUAUAUAUACAUAUAAAUAUAUACAAAAAAGAUUAUAUUAUUGCAUGGAAAGCAAAUUAAAUACAUGAAUGCACUUAUGUAUAAUAAACAAAAAUUAUUAAAAAUUCUAGAAAAGUUAAAAAUUCCUAAUUGAACCAUAAUCAUCAGAGACCCUACCUACCUAAACUACUUGUAUUUUACUUUAUUUCUAUUUCAAUUUCUUUCAACAUUAAUUUAUAUAUUUUUCCAACUGAAGAAUUGGAAUUAAAAUAUUUAAUAUUUUCAACACAUCCAUUAAUUAAACAAAUCCAAAACUUACAUAUAAAAUAUGUUUGUUAAAUGCUUUCAUUAUUGUUUGUUGGUUUUUCAAUUAUAUAAUAACACAACAGCCGAAAUCUUUUAGUAAUUUAGGGAAAAAAAUUGAAUUUUGUAUUAUCAUUCCAAUUAAUUGAUUUAAGUUUUUUCUUUUUAUAUAAAUAUAUUUUAUUAAUAUUAUUAUUAUUAUGAUUUUUUUUGUAAAUAAAAGAUUAUUGUUAUUAUUUUAUGGUAGGCAAUUAGCUUGAUUGUAUUAAAGAAAAAAAAGUUACAAAUAAUUUAAACUAAACGAAAAUAAUUGUGAGCUAGAGACAGAUAUAUAAUUAUAAAUGAAAUAUAAUAUAUAUAUACAUAUAUAUAUAUAUUAAAAAAAUUAUGAAAGAUAAUAAAAAUGUUGAUUAUGACACACUUAUAAAUGCGCUGUUAAAUUAAGAAAAGUUAUAUAUGUACGUGCAAACGCGUAUGAGUAUGUAUUAAAUACAUAUGUAUAUGUAAGUGCUUGUAGAAAAAAACAAGCAUUAUUCUCAUGGUCAUGAUUUGAAUCACUUUUGUGAAUUUAUUAGGCUUUGUUUUAUUUUAAUAAAAGAGAAUUUAUAUCGAUUGAA